UUAAAGAAAAACGUCAGAUAGUGUGAAUUGUCUUUUUCGUUAUAAUUUAAGAAUAAGGGAAAGCAUAUUAUUUGUCUGCAAAUUAUAUUCACGAUACAAAAUGAGUGAAAGUUGGUUUUGCGAACAGAUACAAAAUUUAAGCAACCGGGAGAAUCGGUUGUCAAUAUUAGCGGAUAUACGACUUCGUUUGUAUGGAAAUGAAGAUUUGGCUGGUGCUGAAUUUGAAUCAUCAGUGGCUACCCGCUUACUCAGUGUUCCAGAGUUUUGGGAAUGCUUGGAUGGAAAAGAAAGUAGUCAACAUUAUGAUCUUGCUAAAGAAAUAUUGUCAAUAUGCAUGUCACGCCUACGAAUUGAACAAAAUAAUACAUUUGUGAUAUUAGAGACGGCUUUAUCUAAUUCGAAGCCCGACAUUAAAGCCAUUAUUUUGAAUACCAUUUUAAAGCAAUUCCAAAUGAAUUUCAUGAAUAACAAAGAUGUUCAAAUACCUAUUGGGCUCCUUAAACAUAUAUUAAAUGGGUUACAACACGAGGCCAGUAAUGUCGGAGUACCAGCUUUAGAAAUUUUAAAAAUUUCUUUGGCGCGACAUAUCGAUGAUCAUUUAAAACAACAGUUAUUAGAUAUGUUAUCCACAAAUGAAAUUGUAAAGUGCCGUAUAUAUGAACUUGCGGUGAGCGUUGCAAUAGAAUCGCCUACCUCACUUCAACAGGUAGAGUUUCUGCUCGAUAAUGCUUUGUCAGAGCUUGAUAAUGAUGAUGUACUUUUGCAAGUGAACAUUCUUGAAAUACUAGUAUCACUCGCAGAACAGAAUCAUGGUUUACUUUACUUAGAAAAUAGAAAAGUAUUCGAAAUAAUUGGUAGGCGUGUAGAAAAUGUUUCUCAAAACCCCUUAGACGAACUGCUCAUUCCCGGCAUAAUGAAAUUUUUUAGCAAAGCCGCCUCAGUUCAACCUCAGAAAUUAAUCAUUGAUUACCCACAUAUGAUAAAAUGUUUAUUUGAAAGCAUUUUUUCUGGAAAAGAAUCGAUAUUACCUGCAGCGUUUGACGCACUCGCUAAUCUUACACAAUCUUAUAAGGGGAUAGUACUUUUGGAUCAAAAUUAUCCCGCGCUAAUUAAAGAAACGUUCGAAUCUAUUGCAUCAUAUUUAAGAAGUCUGCCAACAGAUUUGAAAAAUAGAGCUUUUAAUGCUUUGGAAAUAGUUUUUCUCAAGGAGAGCAAUGCUGAUAUAGGAAAAAUAUUGCGAAAAUGGUUUACAUAUCUAGCCUGUGGAGAGAGCAUGCAAUUUUUGAUGGAUUACUGUCGGAAUCCUUUUCCUGAUAUCAAAGUGUCAUGUUUAAGAUUCAUUAAAUCAGUUUGCCAUCAUAGAUGGGGCAUAGUAGCCUUAAAAAACACUGCCGGCUUCAUUGAAUAUUUACUGGAUCGCAACGUUGAGUUUGACAAGGAGGCGAAGUACGUAAAAUACGAAAUAAUUAGUGCGGUAGCAGAUAGCGACGUUUUUGAUGCACAAAUUAAUCUGCAAUUACGUACUUAUGUAAACGAAGGGCCGUACUUCGUUGAAAGUAUAUUGGACAUCGCAACGGAAGGCAAUUAAUAAAAAUAAUAUAAUAUUAAACAUAAA
This is a messenger RNA of Ceratitis capitata (Mediterranean fruit fly), 1615 nucleotides long. RefSeq names its product 26S proteasome non-ATPase regulatory subunit 5. NCBI's taxonomy places the organism in Eukaryota, Metazoa, Arthropoda, Insecta, Diptera, Tephritidae. Bases 101 to 1588 code for a protein of 495 amino acids. The transcript is spliced from 3 exons. Gene Ontology annotation, cellular component: cytosol. The record is from RefSeq and is a predicted model, not a curated record. Gene Ontology annotation, biological process: proteasome assembly.